AUGCCCGCGAGCGGGAUGCGGCGGCAUCGUGCCGAAGAGGAGGACGUCCCGGACAGCGACCACAACACAGGCUGGUUUGGUCGAAGCGAGAGCGUAGUCAUAGCAGUCUCUGAACCGCAUCCCGCAGCGUCAACGCCCGCAAGAGAGCCGUCGCCGCCAGAUCCGUUCAUCUCGAGGUGUUCGCACAAACCCAACCUCGGUUGGCUCCCGCCGCGUCGCUCCCAGCCACUCUCUCUCCCGCCCUUCGAGGUUCUCCUCUCGUCCCCCAACUCGCUCGAAAUGAUCCGCAACCUCGUCGCCCAGCGGGCACGCGCCUGCGCCCGCACCCAGGCGGUCCGCCAGUUCCAUGCGACCCCUUGCGCUGCGGCUCUCACCAAGUUCCUCUUCCCCGCCAUGUCCCCUACGAUGACUGAGGGAGGCAUCGCCCAGUGGAAGAAGAAGGAGGGCGAGUCGUUCGCGCCCGGAGACGUUCUCCUCGAGAUUGAGACGGACAAGGCUACGAUGGACGUCGAGGCGCAGGACGAAGGUGUUCUUGGCAAGAUCUUGGUUGGCGACGGCUCCAAGGCUGUUCAGGUCGGCUCGCCGGUCGCCGUCAUCGGUGAGGAGGGCGACGACUUCUCGGAGGAGCAGAUCCAGUCCGUCUUGAAGGAGGCACCCUCGGGCGGCGACGUUGCCGAGCCGAAGCAGGAGUCGAAGCAGGAGAAGAAGGCCGAGGAGCCUAAGAAGGAGGAGCCGAAGAAGGAGGAGGCUGCGCCCAAGAAGCAGGAGUCGAAGAAGCAGUCUUCGCUCGAGCUUUCGUCCGACCGCCCCAUCAUCCUCGCUUCCCCCAUGGCCAAGCGCCUCGCACUCGAGAACGGCGUCCCCCUCGCCAAGGUCAAGGGCACCGGCCCCGACGGCCGCAUCCUCGCCGAGGACGUCGAGAAGUACAAGGCGUCGGCUCCCUCUGCCGCCGCUGCUGGACCGGCCGCCGCUGCCAAGGCCUCGCCUGCCGCUGGCGCCGGCGCUGCCUACACCGACACGCCCGUCUCGAACAUGCGCCGCACCAUCGCCUCGCGCCUGACCGAGUCCAAGUCGGGCACGCCCCACUACUACCUCACCGCCGAGAUCAACAUGGACCGCGUCAACAAGCUCCGCGAGGCGUUCAACACGGCCGCCAAGGCUGCCGACGCUGCUGGCGCAUCCAAGGAUGGCGUCAAGGGUGGUGUCAAGCUCUCGGUCAACGACUUCAUCGUCAAGGCCUCGGCGCUCGCGCUCCAGGACGUCCCCGAGGUCAACUCCGGCUGGCACGGCGACUUCAUCCGCGAGUACGCGACUCAGGACAUCUGCGUCGCCGUCGCGACUUCCAACGGCCUCAUCACGCCCAUCGUCGCCGACGCCGGCCGCAAGGGCCUCGCGACCAUCUCGUCGCAGGCCAAGCAGCUCGCUGCCAAGGCGCGCGACGGCAAGCUCAAGCCUGAGGAGUACCAGGGCGGCUCGUUCACCAUCUCGAACCUCGGCAUGAUGGGCAUCGAGUCGUUCACGGCCAUCAUCAACCCGCCCCAGUCGUGCAUCCUCGCCAUCGGCGCGAGCGAGAAGAAGCUCGUCAUCGACCCCGCGAGCGAGAAGGGCUUCAAGGAGGUCUCGGUCAUGAAGGCGACUCUCUCGUGCGACCACCGCGUCGUGGACGGCGCUGUCGGCGCAAGGUGGAUGAAGGCGUUCAAGUCGUACUUGGAGUCUCCCCUCUCGUUCAUGCUGUAA
Molecule: messenger RNA, 1737 nt
Organism: Rhodotorula toruloides NP11
Lineage: Eukaryota; Fungi; Basidiomycota; Microbotryomycetes; Sporidiobolales; Sporidiobolaceae
Product: pyruvate dehydrogenase E2 component
Exons: 7
Coding region: 1-1737 (578 amino acids)
Biological process (GO): pyruvate decarboxylation to acetyl-CoA
Cellular component (GO): pyruvate dehydrogenase complex
Molecular function (GO): dihydrolipoyllysine-residue acetyltransferase activity
Source: RefSeq, a predicted model, not a curated record